Ostreobium quekettii is the source of this 624-nucleotide messenger RNA. NCBI's taxonomy places the organism in Eukaryota, Viridiplantae, Chlorophyta, Ulvophyceae, Bryopsidales, Ostreobiaceae. The record is from the annotation of a GenBank genome assembly.
AUGGACCUGGUGGUCAUCACGCCGCCUGUCGCCCUGGCGGGAGAGGUGGAAACGGCGAACCGCCUGUUCGGGGCGGGCCUUGGCCGGUUGCACCUCAGGAGGCCCGGCUUCGAGGAGGCGGAGGUGGAGGCGUACGUGGCAGGCGUGGAUGCAGCCUUCCGGGGAAGGGUCGUGGUGCACGGCCAUCACCGAUUGGCGGGCCGGUGGCGCCUAAAGGGAAUCCACUACACUGAGAGCACAAGGCCCCCGUUUCCAAUCCCAUCCCCUGAGCCUCCCCUGACUGUGUCCACAUCCUUCCACCAGCUUGACCAACUCAAAAUAACCGACUACGGUGCAUUAAAUUAUGCGUUCCUCAGCCCUAUAUUUGACAGCAUCUCCAAGCCUGGCCUCAAGGCUUCCAUGUUCGACUGCACAUCGCUGAUGGCUGCACUUUUGUCCUGCCCCAUCCCCAUCUUUGCCUUGGGGGGCAUAGCUCCAGACAAGGUGCCAUCAGCCGCGGCGUUGGGCUUCUCAGGUGUUGCUGUUCUGGGAUCCAUCUGGCAGAGCAGCGACCCUGUGGCAGCCUUCCUGGAGCUGAAGGAGGCCUGCGAUCGGGUGGGGCCUGGGAAGAGCACAUCUGGAUGA